This is a messenger RNA of Strigops habroptila (Kakapo), 3382 nucleotides long. RefSeq names its product polyhomeotic homolog 1 (gene PHC1). Bases 101 to 3088 code for a protein of 995 amino acids. Gene Ontology annotation, molecular function: protein binding; zinc ion binding. NCBI's taxonomy places the organism in Eukaryota, Metazoa, Chordata, Aves, Psittaciformes, Psittacidae. The transcript has 15 exons. Gene Ontology annotation, cellular component: nucleus; PRC1 complex. The record is from RefSeq and is a predicted model, not a curated record.
GCCCGGAAGCGCCUCGAGGGAGGAAGUGACGGAGCGGCGGGAGCCCCGGAGGCCGAGAUCUGGAGUCUGUCUCGUCCGGAGCUCCUGGGAUUCUGUCACCAUGGAGACCGAAAGUGAGCAGAACUCCAGCUCCACCAGCGGGAGCUCCAGUUCUGGAGGAAGUGCCCGUCCUCAGAUAUCGCAGAUGUCUCUCUAUGAGCGACAGGCAGUACAGGCCCUGCAGGCACUCCAGAGACAGCCCAAUGCAGCCCAGUACUUUCAUCAGUUUAUGCUCCAGCAGCAGCUUAACAGUGCCCAGCUUCACAGCCUGGCUGCUGUUCAGCAGGCUACAAUUGCAGCCAGUAGACAGGCCAGCUCCCCCAACACCAGCACCCCACAACAGACCACCACCACCCAAGCCUCUAUCAACCUAGCCACCACAUCAGCUGCUCAGCUGAUCAGCCGGUCACAGAGUGUGAGUUCCCCCAGCGCCACAACCCUGACACAAUCUGUGCUCCUUGGGAACACCACCUCACCACCUCUCAACCAGUCACAGGCCCAGAUGUAUCUUCGGCCACAGCUGGGGAACCUGUUGCAGGUAAACCGAACCUUGGGCCGCAAUGUGCCUCUUGCCUCCCAACUCAUCCUGAUGCCCAACGGGGCUGUGGCCGCUGUGCAGCAGGAGGUACCACCCACCCAGUCUCCUGGUGUCCAUGCAGACACAGACCAGGUGCAGAACUUGGCUGUGAGGAGCCAGCAGACCUCAGCUACCAAUGCCCAGCUCCAAGGCUCUGCUCAGAAGGCAGCUCUGCCAGGGAGUUCCCAGGCUUCAGGCUUACCACAGGCCACCAGCACAGGCCAGACCUUGGCAGUGGCUCAGGCCUCCUCUGGAAGCUCAGGCCAGUCCCUCAACUUGAGCCAGGGGGCAGCGGGCAGCAAUGGUGUCUCUGGGGGUGUGGUGGCAAGUGGUGGGAACCAGACCUCAACAGGCUUGAGCCAGACCUCCUCAGCAGGCGCCGCUGGCAGUUGCCAAAGGAAGGGCACAGGAGUGGUUCAGCCGUUACCAGUGGCGGCUGCCCAGGCUGUGACUGUUAGCCAGGGAAGCCAGACAGAGGCAGAGAAUGCAGCCACAAAGAAGGGUGAAACGGACAGUGGUGGACAGCAAACAGUGGGCAUGAACCUGACCAGGACCGCUACACCAGCACCCAGCCAGACACUCAUCAGCUCGGCCACAUACACACAGAUACAGCCACACUCGUUGAUCCAGCAGCAGCAGCAGAUCCACCUGCAGAAGCAGGUGGUGAUCCAGCAGCAGAUUGCCAUUCAUCACCAGCAGCAGUUCCAGCACCGCCAGUCCCAGCUCCUCCACACAGCCACCCAUCUUCAGCUGGCCCAACAGCAGCAACAACAGCAAGCACCAUCUCUGGCCCAACAGCAGCAGCAAGCUCAACCUCCACAGCAGCAGGCUCCACCUCAAAACCAGCAGCAGGCUCAGACCCUUGUGGUGCAACCUAUGUUGCAGUCCCAGCCACAGCCUGUGCAGCUCCAGCAGGACAGUCCUUGCCAGCCAGCCACCAAGUCACCUGUUCCAAUUCAGUCCAAAUCUCUGGUCACCCCCAUCAAGCCACCUCAGCUUGGGCCUGCCAAAAUGUCAGCAACGCAGCAACCUCCACCACACAUCCCAGUGCAGGUGGUGGGUACUCGGCAGCAGGGCUCAGGCCAAGCCCAAGCACUGGGUUUGGCUCAGAUUGCUGCAGCAGUGCCGACAUCCCGGGGAAUGCCAGCCGUGGUCCAGCCUGUUUCCCAAGCCCUUGCUGCUUCCCCAUCAUCAUCUUCAGCUCCAGCAUCCUCACAGGAAGCUCCCCCUCUCGCCACAGGGGUGAAUUUGGCACAAGUUCAAGGCACAGCCCACAUGGUGAAGAGCCCAGCCUCCUCUCCAGUUGUGGCUCAGAUGCCAGCAGCAUUCUACAUGCAGUCUGUCCAGUUGCCAGGCAAAUCCCAGACCUUAGCGGUAAAGCGCAAGGCAGAGUCGGAGGAGGAGAAGGAGGAGUCACCCAGUGUCACUGCACUCCUGCCUGCCAGGUCCUCUCCUGUGACAGACAGCCCCAAAAACGUGGAGGAGAAGAGUGGCCUUGGAGAUAAAUCCGAUUCUGCUGCCACUGCAACCCCAAAUACCCCCUCAAGUGAAGGAGCAUCAGUCACCCCCACCUCUGCUCCCACCCCAAACCUGGCAAUGGUGUCACGUCAGGUGGGAGACUCCAAACCCCCACAAGCCAUCGUGAAGCCCCAGAUCCUCACACAUAUCAUUGAAGGCUUUGUCAUCCAGGAAGGAGCAGAGCCCUUUCCGGUGGGUUGUUCUCAGCUGCUGAAAGAAUCUGAGAAACCACUGCAGGGAGAGGCUCCUUCUGGCCAGAGUGAAAACCUGUCCAGCAAUUCUCUGGGAGGGGACAGUGCUUCUAUGGAGCUUGAUAAGAAGGCAAACUUGCUAAAGUGUGAAUACUGUGGGAAGUAUGCCCCAGCAACCCAGUUCCGUGGCUCCAAAAGGUUUUGUUCCAUGACCUGUGCUAAAAGGUACAAUGUCAGCUGCAGCCAUCAGUUUCGGCUGCAGAGGAAGAAGAUGAAGGAAUUCCAGGAAGCUAGCUAUGCCCGUGUGCGCCGGCGGGGCCCGCGGCGCAGCAGCUCUGACAUGGCGCGAACAAAGAUCCAGGGCAAGCGCCACAGGGGCCAAGAAGACUCAAGUCGAGGCUCUGAUAACUCCAGCUAUGAUGAAGCUUUGUCCCCUACCUCUCCAGGACCCCUGUCAGUAAGGGCCAGUCAUGGAGAGAGGGACCUGGCAAACUCUAGCAUGGCCCCACCUACCCCAGACCUACAUGGCAUCAACCCAGUCUUCCUGUCCAGCAAUCCCAGUCGUUGGAGUGUGGAGGAAGUGUACGAGUUCAUUGCAUCACUGCAAGGGUGCCAGGAGAUUGCAGAGGAGUUUCGGUCACAGGAAAUAGAUGGCCAGGCACUGUUGCUUCUGAAGGAGGAACAUCUCAUGAGUGCCAUGAACAUCAAGCUGGGACCAGCUCUCAAGAUCUGUGCCAAGAUCAACGUCCUCAAGGAGACCUAACAGCUCUGAAGCCAUAGGUCUCACUCUUGCUCUGACCCUAGGGCAGCUGCCAGCUUUGGAGCAUCCUGUUGGGGGGCAGGGAAGAAUGGGACAGUCCCCUGUGGUCUCGCAUUCAAGAAUGAGAAGGAAUUUAACUGACUGUAACUGCCAUGGACAGUUAACAUGCCCAUGUCUUGGUCUUUUAAUGGUGCUACAAUGGGGAGGAAAACUCCCUCCUGGGGCCUUGAAACAUCACUCGUUCUUCCUGAUUUUUAAUAUGCCUCUCCUGUAUAACACAUAAAGACAUGAAGGGGA